CAACACUACUGGAGUUGCCAGACUGGCGUUGUGAUGUAAUUUGGUUUUUGUACACCGUUCGUCAAUUAACUUAGAAUGUCACUUAAAACUGCAUUUUUAAGUGCUCUCAGGAGCUUCUCCCGGCCAGCUAUUCUCCUCCAGACUUCAAAAAUACAUACGGGCGUCUGCUGGCGAAAGGCGGAGGAUCGGAAGGAAAUGCUGGCAUCGCUGCCGGCCAAAGACGAAGGAACAGUGGGGGAAAAGACCGUGGACAUAGACACACUUAUCAACCGCAAGGCCAAGUUCUUUCCCGAUGCCAGCACCGCUACCCAAUUAUUCAAUGGAACUCCUUUUAACGAGCUGCCCAUCUGCAACAUUCGCGUGUCACCCAACAACACAAUUAUUUCCGUCACGGAUCACAAAGGAGUCCUUCGGCUGAUACGAUCCUGUGGAAUUGAAGGAUUCAAAAACACUCGGAAGGGAACAAACAUUGCUGCUCAAGCUACUGCAGUGACCAUUAGUGGCAAAGCCGUAGAACUGGGUUGGAAGACAGUGCGAGUCAAGGUCCGUGGUCUUGGCCCUGGAAGAAUGUCGGCUAUCAAAGGACUGCAAAUGGGUGGACUAAACAUUGUUUCCAUAACUGACAAUACACCUGUUUCAUUUAAUCCCCCAAGACCCAGAAAACAGAGGAGUCUUUAAUCUACAGCUUGUUAAGACAUUUGUUUAUUAACAAAUUACAUGAAUAGUCGUUAAAUUACAAUAAAACAAAUUUUUGAAUUAUAA
This is a messenger RNA of Drosophila rhopaloa, 762 nucleotides long. It is a transcript of the gene mRpS11, whose product is annotated as 30S ribosomal protein S11. Gene Ontology annotation, biological process: maturation of SSU-rRNA from tricistronic rRNA transcript (SSU-rRNA, 5.8S rRNA, LSU-rRNA); translation; ribosomal small subunit assembly. Gene Ontology annotation, cellular component: ribosome; mitochondrial small ribosomal subunit. Bases 76 to 678 code for a protein of 200 amino acids. Gene Ontology annotation, molecular function: mRNA 5'-UTR binding; structural constituent of ribosome; small ribosomal subunit rRNA binding. NCBI's taxonomy places the organism in Eukaryota, Metazoa, Arthropoda, Insecta, Diptera, Drosophilidae. The record is from RefSeq and is a predicted model, not a curated record. The transcript is spliced from 5 exons.